This is a messenger RNA of Eriocheir sinensis (Chinese mitten crab), 787 nucleotides long. RefSeq lists its product as uncharacterized. Lineage: Eukaryota; Metazoa; Arthropoda; Malacostraca; Decapoda; Varunidae. Bases 43 to 723 code for a protein of 226 amino acids. The record is from RefSeq and is a predicted model, not a curated record. The transcript has a single exon.
UAUAUACAAGGUGAAUGGGUUCCAGCGCCUCACUUGACAACCAUGAAGCAAAGCAGCACUUCCCUCAAGCCAACAAGCUUCAUUUUUGUCCUUCUCUUGGGAUGUUCGUUUUCAACCACCAUUGUCCAUCCCUCGCGUGCCCAAGACUUCUUGCAAUAUCUGCAGCUAGAGAGACAGCACCUUAUGGAUUCACUCACCAACCAAGUUCAAAAGCGCUCAUCCAUCAUUGGCCACAUGGUCCCCUUCUUCUACAGGACGAGAGAGCAAGUCAUGAAGGAGUUCAUGGACAACUAUAUGCUGGUGCCAAGGGCUAUCAUCGGCUCCACUGCGAACCUACAUCAUGGUGUCAACUGUUCAGAAUUCAGAGAGGGAAGCAAAGUGUAUGAAAAUCGUUUCCAAGCAAAUUUCAGUAUGAGACCCAUUUGGCUUCAUCGUUCAGAAACCAUCAGUACGUGUCCCACGCAAUACGUUGAGCGCCAGAUCCAGCAAGGGUCGCUCCCAGUACAACCCGUGACUGUCCUCGAGGCCAAGUGUGUCUGUGAGGGCUCACAGUGUGCUGACGACGGCUCCGUAUGUGUGGCUCUGAAAUAUCGUCUUCCUGUGUGGAUCAAGCUGGACUCCAAGGAUUACACUACAGACACUGUGGAACUGACUGUAGCUUGUGCCUGUGCCAAGAACCCAAGCCGUGAAGGUGGCUAUACAAACAUUGGCGAAAAUUACUAAUAUGAAAACCUGUAAGAGUAUGAAUAUUUUAACAACAGUUGAACACACACACACACACACACAC